GCCCACGUGUGCGAUUCCAUCCCACAUGGCGGCGCUCCUGGGGAGACUGCUGCAGCGCGGGAGGCCCUCGGCGGCCUCUGGCCGCCCCGUAGGACGGCGCGAGGCCAGCCUGGGCACUGGUCCCGGGGUUGCGGUGCGAGUGCGGUUCGCUCCCAGCCCCACAGGCUUCUUGCACCUGGGUGGCCUCCGCACUGCCCUGUACAACUACAUCUUUGCUAAGAAGUACCAGGGGAGCUUCAUCCUGAGGCUGGAGGACACAGAUCAGACUCGCUUUGUGCCUGGGGCAGCGGAGAAUAUUGAGGAUAUGCUGGAGUGGGCAGGUAUCCCCCCUGAUGAGAGCCCCCGCCGGGGUGGUCCUGCUGGGCCCUAUCAGCAAUCUCAGCGAUUGGAACUGUACGCCCAGGCCACAGAGGCGCUGCUGAAGACCGGAGCUGCUUAUCCCUGUUUCUGCUCGCCCCAGCGGCUGGAGCUCCUGAAGAAGGAGGCCUUGCGGAACCACCAGAUUCCCCGGUAUGACAAUAGGUGCCGGAACAUGAGCCAGGAGCAGGUGGCCCAGAAGCUGGCCAAGGACCCCAAGCCUGCGAUCCGCUUCCGCCUGGAGCAGGCAGCGCCGGCCUUCGAGGACCUGGUGUAUGGCUGGAAUAGGCAUGACGUGGCCAGCGUGGAGGGAGACCCAGUCAUCAUGAAGAGCGAUGGCUUCCCCACAUACCACCUGGCCUGCGUGGUGGACGACCACCACAUGGGCAUCAGCCACGUGCUGCGAGGCUCCGAGUGGCUCGUCUCCACUGCCAAGCACCUGCUUCUCUACCAGGCCCUGGGCUGGCAGCCACCCCACUUCGCCCACCUGCCCCUGCUCCUCAACAGGGAUGGUAGCAAGCUCUCCAAGAGGCAAGGGGACAUUUUCCUGGAGCACUUUGCUGCUGAAGGCUUCCUGCCCGAUUCCUUGUUGGACAUCAUCACCAACUGUGGCUCAGGUUUUGCAGAGAACCAAAUGGGCAGGACCCUGCCAGAACUGAUCACGCAAUUCAACCUGACCCAGGUCACCUGUCACUCAGCCCUGCUGGACCUGGAGAAGCUCCCAGAAUUCAACAGGCUGCACCUCCAGCGGCUGGUGAACAAUGAGAGCCAGAGGCGCCAGCUGGUGGAGAAGCUGCAGGCCCUUGUGGAGGAGGCCUUUGGGAGCCAACUGCAAAAUAGGGAUGUCCUCAACCCAAUCUACGUGGAGAGGAUCCUCCUGCUGAGACAGGGUCACAUUUGCCGCCUGCAGGACUUGGUGUCCCCAGGGUACUCUUAUCUGUGGACUCGCCCUGCGGUGGGUCGAGCGCAGCUGGACGCCAUCUCGGAGAAGGUGGAUGUGAUUGCUAAGCGUGUCCUUGGGCUUCUAGAAAGAUCUGGUAUGAGCUUAACUCAGGAUAUGCUGAGUGGAGAACUGAAGAAGCUAUCAGAAGGUCUGGAAGGCACCAAGUACAGUAAUGUGAUGAAACUCCUCCGGGUGGCCCUCAGUGGACAGCAGCAAGGACCUCCUGUAGCUGAGAUGAUGAUGUCCUUGGGACCAAAGGAAGUGCGGGAACGGAUCCAGAAGGUGGUUUCCAGCUAGGGAGAGGAUGUGUCGGGCAAUGGAGAUCGCCCUGAGAACCUGUGAGCUUAGAAACAGCUUUCAGAGACCAGAAGGAGGCCUGGGGCCUGUUGGAAAGUUUGCCGAAGGAACUAAGAGUGGAAACAAUCUCUGACUGUGCACAAGUGCAUUUAUGGAUCCACCACAGGCCCGUCCUUGUCAGCUGGCUGGGGAAGCCCAACCCAUCUAACCUCCUUGACUCUGGAAAGGCAUUCUCUGGGUCUGGUUUCUCACACAUUACAUAGCAGAGGUUCGGAGUUAGUUCACAGAAAAGCUAACAUCCCGGAACAAUGCAGAAGCCUUGGGUUUCAGUUUGCUAGGGUCCCCAUACCAAAAUGCCACAGAACCAGGUGGUUUAAACAACGGAGAUUUGUUUUUUUACAUUUCCGGAGGCUAGAGGUUCAAGAUCAAGGUGGCAGGCCUGGUUUUUCCUGAAGGCCUCUUUUCUUGACUUGCAGACAGCUGUCUUCUCACUGUUUCCUUGUGUGGUCUUCCCUCCAUGCAUACACAUCUCUGGUUUCAUUAUGUGCCCAACGUUCCUCUUCUAAGAAUACCACUUGCACUGGAUUUUAACUUUAACCAGCCUCAUUUUAACUUAAUCACCUCUUUAAAUGUUCAUUCUCCAAGUAAAGUCUCAUUCUGAGGUUCUAGGGGUUUCUCAACAUAACAAUUUAGAGGGACACAAUUCAGCCUGUAGAAGCUGGGCAGCGGGACUCAUGGGUCCCAGUUCUCAGGCCCCAAGGACUCAGAGCAGUAGAGGAUACGUGACACAAGCAGGGCUGAACUGGAUGCCAGCCUUUCUUUGGGGUUGUAAAAGGAGAAGUGACUCCACUGCCAAGGGUAAGCACUCUUGUCUUAUGCUACCCUUUAUUCUUGAACCUUGGGGCAGCCUGUGUCUCCCUUCCCUAAACGUCAUGUGUUCCGUUUUUCCAGUCUUCCAGACCUGGUCCUUGGACUGGAGAUCUCCACCCUGCCUAUUUUGUGGCUUUCUCUUCAAAUCCACCUCUUCCUUCCUCCAUGACUUAUAAGUCAUCAUCUCUGCUGGUUUCUGAAAUGAGAUAUGCUUCUUGGGGUCUUCAGUGAAGAGGAGUAGCAAGUGAAAGGAGGAUAGUGGUGGGGUAGACAAACCCCUACAAGGCUUCUAGGCUUCCCCUGCAUGGCAGCCAGCCUCUAAGUUGGCCCCCAACUGUCCCUGCCUUUUUCUAUUCACAUCCUUGUGUGGUUUCUUCUCCCAUUGAAUAGGCCUGACUUGUGUAACCACUACGCUAUUGAAGAAAUGGAGAGUUUGGCUCCUGAGGGUAAAUGAUGAAAUACAUCAUGGCUUCUGUCUUGUUCUCUUUGAUUGCUUACUUUGGGUGAAGCCAGCUUCCAGGUCAUGAAAAUACUUAAGCAGCCUUAUGGGAUGCUCCACAUGACAAGGGAUCGAGGCCUCCCACCAACAGCCAUGGGAGUGCGCCAUCUUGGAAGCUGGUCCUCCAAUUCCAGCCAAGCAGCCACAUGACUGCAGUCCUUGCUGAUCUCACUCGUGACCUCUAUGGGAGACCCUAAGCCAGAAUAACUCAGAGAAGCUGCCCUGGAAUUUUCAGACACGCAUGAACUGUGAGAUAGUAAAUGUUUAUUGUUUAAAGCUACUUGGUUUGGGGAUAAUUUGCGCUCCAGCAGUAGACAAUUAAUGUAUUUAUUUUGUCCAGGGGAGUGGAAAGGCGAUUACAGAGUUUGUUGAGCCCCAUAGAGUCCUAGUCUUUGCUUAAAGAAUAUACCAGUUCUUUCUAAUACAGAAUCCAUUAAGUUCGUUAGUUGGAAACAAUAGAAACCAGCUCUGCCUCACUUAUGUUUAUUGGAGGCCAUAAGAGAGCCACAGCAUCUAUGGAAAAGCCAAAAAACCAGGUCUUGGAAUAGACAGGAACUGGCUACAGGAGCUAAUGGCCAGUCUUGUCUGAGUUCUUUGGUGGCGACACAUAAACUACAACCGUUUUGUUGUUGUUAAUUUCUCUGUGUUUUCCUCUCAGUUUUGGAUAACUCUGCUCAAGGUUCAGAUUCUGAGGAGCGAGUAUCUGUUGGGGUAGCUGAGGUCUUGCUACCAUUCCUUGGCCAGUAAUAGGUAGUUUCACAGGGAUUAUAUGCAAUGGAUGAAAAGUUGUUCCCAAGGAAAACUAGGGAGCUUUCUCCAGAAGAAGAUGUAAUGGCAGAAACAACAGGUGGUUGACCACAGAAGGGGACAAUAAUAACAAUAUUUUAAUUUAUUGUGCGCUUACAUGAGCCUCACCCAUUCCCAAGUGUCAGAUAAUGCUCGUAAAUGCCUUAGUCCAUCCUGAGAUACUUUCUAUCUCAGUAAAUUUUUUUUAUAACACUA
Messenger RNA from Piliocolobus tephrosceles (Ugandan red Colobus), 3968 nucleotides. It is a transcript of the gene EARS2, whose product is annotated as glutamyl-tRNA synthetase 2, mitochondrial. NCBI's taxonomy places the organism in Eukaryota, Metazoa, Chordata, Mammalia, Primates, Cercopithecidae. The transcript is spliced from 9 exons. The record is from RefSeq and is a predicted model, not a curated record. Gene Ontology annotation, molecular function: glutamate-tRNA ligase activity; zinc ion binding; tRNA binding. Gene Ontology annotation, cellular component: mitochondrion. The coding region runs from base 26 to 1597 and encodes 523 amino acids. Gene Ontology annotation, biological process: glutamyl-tRNA aminoacylation.